AUGGAUGUGAUUUCCAACGAGACACUUCCAUUAUGGUUUGAUUACUUAGAAGCGGCUAGCAGUUAUUCGUUGAUGUUUGUCGCGUUGAUAACUGUCAACUUAUACUGGAUGGAAAUCAUCAUUCUCUUAGCUCUUCGCAACUCCUUUUAUAAAGGAAUGUUUUAUCGAAUAUUUACUAUCGGUAUUAUUGUUGACAUGAUCUCAUUAAUCAAUAAUUACGUUGGCUGUGUAUUCCCAGCAAAAGAAUGGUUCAUCGACUACUAUUUAUCGCUUGGUACAACUGUUGGACAUUUAUACUUGAUCAUUGCUUGGACUUCUCGCGGAAUUCAAGGAUGCACUGUUGUCGCACUAGCAUUGAACCGAGCCACUGCUGUUUGCUUGCCAGUCAGACAUAAAAGAAUUUGGUCUUCUCCGUGGGCCCCAUGCAUUCAUAUAUUCCAAAUUGGCAUUGGUUUGAUGAUCGGUUCUGCGUUGAUUCCACGAUCGUUUUACUGGAAGCACGAGCGUGUUGGCUAUUAUAUACAAUUCGAGGACAAAAAAUUCCGAUUGAACUUUUUUCUCGCCGCCUACUUAAUUGAAUCAAUUUUUGUUACUAUCAUUGUCAUUAUCAAUAUUACAAUGCUAGUGUAUUUCAAAAAGAAGUAUAGAAUGAGAACAAUUAAUGCUGCCCAAAAAGCAAAUUACAAUCGUAAGGUGAUGUCUGAAAAACAACGACAGGAAAAUAGUUUAACAAUUGUUGCAAUUGUAACGUGUGUAGCUGAGCUCAUUUAUUACCUUUAUGUGAUUUAUGCAUUUGGCAUAAAUACGAAUGUUCCCACUAGGAUUUUCUAUAUGGGAUAUAAUUUGAUUAAUGACUGCUAUUGUAGUUUGUCGGGAUGGCUGUUCUUAAUUUCUUCAGCGCCAAUGAGAAAACAUAUAAUGAAAAUGUUAAAAUUUCCGACUCAAGGCUGCAAGAAUUUGAAAAAUCUUGAGAAUAAUGUGUCAUCGGCAACAAAUAUGGAUGGUUAUAUUCGCAAUUCUGCUAGAAAUACAUCAGCAAGACGUGUGCAAUCUUUUGGAACACAAUUCUAA
This is a messenger RNA of Caenorhabditis bovis, 1071 nucleotides long. The record is from the annotation of a GenBank genome assembly. NCBI's taxonomy places the organism in Eukaryota, Metazoa, Nematoda, Chromadorea, Rhabditida, Rhabditidae.